Myzus persicae (green peach aphid) is the source of this 2780-nucleotide messenger RNA. Its product is annotated as RNA polymerase II-associated protein 3-like. The transcript has 10 exons. The coding region runs from base 1225 to 2652 and encodes 475 amino acids. NCBI's taxonomy places the organism in Eukaryota, Metazoa, Arthropoda, Insecta, Hemiptera, Aphididae. The record is from RefSeq and is a predicted model, not a curated record. Gene Ontology annotation, molecular function: protein binding.
AAAUAUUAAUAAUUACCUACCUAUUAACUGUUAUUACUAAUCACAAAAUCAAUAACUUUAUAAUCUCUGUGUCCUGCUAUAAGUCAUAUUAUGUACUAUGUACAAUGUAGUAUGUGUGGGCACCCGCACCCAGCACACUGCACAGUUCCAGUGCACAAUUCCAGAGUACGUUGCAAUUUGCAUAGAGGUGUGUAGUUCAUGAACUAUUUGAUUCAAAGAGUUGAAUAUCAAAGAUGAGCUGAAUGAGUUAAAUCAGAGUGAGCCAAAUCGGCAACUCACAUGACUUUGACUAGUGUUCCACAGUUAAUUUCAAAUAAUUCAGAAUUGACACAAAUUAAUUUACAAUUCUACGAAAAAUGACUUAUGCAUAUUGUAUCUUAUAGUAUAAUGAUAUUCAUAUGAAACUUUGCGAGAGCUAUGAUUUAAUAUGAUUUAGUGCCUCGGUGGAACUAUAUACUAUAUAGCCAUAAUUAUAGGUAUAUAUAUAUUAUAGGUAAUUGAGAAUCGUUAAAAGAAUUGAGAAUUGAGAUUAGUAAUUCAACUCAUUCAAGUGAAGUGAAGGUGAACCGAGUUGAUUGAUUAGGUAGACUACAAGUUCCGCUGAAAGCGCUAGCAGUCACGAGGUUUUUGAUAAGAACAUUGCACGGUCAAAAAAUUUUCAUCGUCGUGCAACCAUAGUAUCUAUAGCCGUGAUCUAACCACAGAACAUACAAAUAUUGUUCAAUAUUAUCAUAUUAUGCAGAUUGCACUGUUGUAGACUUUUAAAAAGCUUUAACUGAACUGAUAAUAAUUAAUAAAUUGAUCAGUAUUCAGCGGACGAUAAACAUAUAAUGAAAAUCGCUAUUUGAGGGCUGCAUCACGAUCACGAUUAAAGAUACUCGAUGAUUAUUGUUUAUAUACCAUAGAGUAAGAUUAUAUACAUUAAACCCGUAGCGGCCGUAGGAAGUACUUGGCCGUGGUCUGCAGUUUGCCGUUCAUAAAGUAGUUGCCGUUUCUGGUACAUAGGUGGUCUAGUCUGGACAGUGUCUACCGUGUAUACUUAUUACAAUUUACAACUGUCAGUCGCCAGAACGACCGCGGUGAAUAUUGAUAUUAUAUUUCGGCAAUUCGGCAUAGACCUUACAGAGUUAUAACUUAUUAAGGUUUAUGUACUAUGAUUCUGUGAUCAAAUCAAUUUCAGUUGUAUGUAAUUCCUAAGAUUUGUGUCCAGUUCAACAUUUUGGCAUGAAUAAUCCAUAUUUACUUAAAAAACAAUUACAAGAGAAUGAAGAAGAGUUAUCAAAUUAUUUGCGUGAUAUGAACAUCUGGCAAGAACAAAUGAAGCGAAAAGAACAUUCUUCAUCGAAUCCCAAUGAAAAGAAAAAACCUAAAACUAAUCCACCCAAAGCUAGUGUAAGCAAAAUUUCAUCAUGGGAUUACUCUGCUUGGGAUAAGUUUGAUGUUGAUAAUGCUUGCAAAGAACUAGAUACUCAAAAUGAACCCAAGAAAAACGAAAAUUAUGGUUCAAGUGUAAAUUGUUUAAGUAACAAGUUACAAUCAAAACAGUCAGAAGGUUUAUAUGAAAAAAAUUUGGGUAACGCGUUAGUACAAAAGCAGAAAUGGGCUGAGGCCAUACUAAGGUACACAAGAGCUAUAGAAUAUUAUGAUAAAGAUCCAAUAUUUUAUGCCAAUAGAGCAUUAUGCUAUCUUAAGACAAAGGAAUUUAAACUAGCAAUAAUUGAUUGUACAUCUUCACUUAAACUGGAUCACACAUAUGUAAAAGCAUUUCAAAGAAGAAGUGUUGCUUAUAUGGCUCUUGAAAUGUACAAUGAAGCUAAAAAAGAUAUACAAGAUGUUUUAAAAAUAGAACCAAAUAACAAACAAGCUAAACUUGAUAUAGAAGUUGUGAACAAUAAAAUUAAACAGGGUGAAAUGCAGAAAAUCUCUGAUAUUAAAUGUCAAAAAACAAAUACAACUAAUAGUUUACAAAGUAAAGUUUUAAGUUCAAAAUUGUUAUGUAAAGAAGAAGACAAACCAAUACAAAUUGUUAUUCCCCAUUGGCCUCAAAGAGUUGAUUGUAAACAAAUAACUUCUAUACAAAAACCACCACACUUAAGAUCAAAAAAACCUUUCAGUACACCCAAAAUCAAAGAUGUUCAAGUAGACCAAGAAAAAUUAAACAAUAUACAUUUACUACAAACCACAUUGAAAGAAGUAUGUGAAAAUAAAAAUAAAGAUCAACCUAUGAACAAAGAAAUUACUCCCACGAAAAAGGAUUCUGUUCAAACUGUAAAAAAACAUGCAGCUAUACCUCCUGUUCCACUAACAUAUAUACAACUCAAACAAGAUUGGGCAUACUUACAAAAUGAUCCAAAACUAUUGUUUCAAUAUUUAAAACAAAUUCCUGGUAAGCGUAUACCAUCAAUUGUACGUAAUUCUAUGGAUAAUGAUCUAUUUGUGGAUAUUUUAAGAAUUUUACGGGUAGAAUUCAUUAAAAAUGGAUGUGAUAUAACAGAUUACUUGAUUGGCAUAAGUGAAUUACCAAGAUUACAAAUGUUAGUUAUGUUUUGUUCUAGUAGUGAAGUAUCGCAUAUCAAGGAAUUGCUGAACUACGUUUCAAAAUCUGUCCCAGAAAAUGCGUUUAAAAACCUUAAAGAAUCUUUUGGAGUUUAAUAUUGAUUGAAAAAUAACUUUAUUUCAUACACUUCCACAAUAUACUUACACUUUGUCAUUAUAUAUUACAUUAUUAUUGCAAUCACCUUGUAUUUUUUCAUCAAUUAAAUCAAUAAAUGUAAAACAAA